UUUUACGUCAUCGUUUGCUUAUCAAUUUUCUGUGGCUCGAUUAUUUUCAUCCGAAAGAACUUUUUUGUUUACAUUUUGCUGCCGGCUAAAUUAUAAAACAAAAUAAAAUAUUUACUUAGCAAUGACCGCUUAAAAUGUCCCUAUUCGAUAAAACCUUCGAACCAUUGGUUCAUCAGAAAACAAUUGACUGCAAUCAAGGAGCGGUUCGAUCUGUACGUUACAAUGUUGAUGGUGCUUAUGCCCUAUCUUGUGGCUCAGACAAAAAAGUCAAACUAUGGAACCCAACUACCGGUCUCUUACUCAAAACCUAUGGGGGACAUGCCGACGAGGUAACUGACGUAGCCGGAAGCUGUGACAGUUGCCACAUUGUGACUGCUAGUCUGGACAAAAGUAUCAUCUAUUGGGACGUUGCUACUGGCCAACAAUUGCGUCGCCUGCGAGUCCAUGCCGGCGGAGUGAAAUGUGUGCGAUUCAAUGAAGAUUCUUCGAUAGCUAUUUCGGGUUCCAGAGAUAACAGCGUCAUGUGCUGGGAUAUUCGAACUCGCAAACUCGAACCAGUCCAAACAAUGAAAGAUGCUAAGGAUUGCAUAACCUCGAUUGUCAUUGACGAUCAUAAAAUUAUAGCUUCCUCGCUUGACGGAUGCAUUCGACACUAUGACAUCCGAGCUGGAGAAAUGACCUGCGAUGAUUUAGGUGUGGCGGUAACGUAUUUAGUACAAACGAAGAAGUCAAAUUGCGUCGUUGCUGCAUGUCAGGAUGGAACUGUUCGACUGCUCGAUAACAACGAUGGAACUCUUCUCUCGGAAUACGAAGCACAGAACCCGGAUCAAUAUCAAAUCGAAUGUGGUAUUAUGGCUAAUGAUUUGCACAUUGUCUCUGGGUCAAGUGGAGGACAGGCUAUCAUUUGGGACUUGUUAGAGGGGACAGUUCUUCAAAAUGUGCUAAUAAGUUCCCAUGGAGGAGUUGUACACUCCCUAUCAACGCACCCCUCUAGAAAUAAACUACUUCUGGCUAGGAAAAGGGACAUGUUUGUGUACUCCACAGCAGAAGAUCAAGAAGAAGUAGCAAUACUUUAGCAUUUAUUUGACAAAACAAGUAGAAAUAAAACAAAAAAGUUAACAUUUUUAACAAACA
Messenger RNA from Eupeodes corollae, 1134 nucleotides. Its product is annotated as WD repeat domain-containing protein 83. The transcript is spliced from 4 exons. Gene Ontology annotation, cellular component: catalytic step 2 spliceosome. Bases 135 to 1076 code for a protein of 313 amino acids. The record is from RefSeq and is a predicted model, not a curated record. Gene Ontology annotation, biological process: mRNA splicing, via spliceosome. Gene Ontology annotation, molecular function: protein binding. Lineage: Eukaryota; Metazoa; Arthropoda; Insecta; Diptera; Syrphidae.